CAACUCUGCAGGAGCAACUUGCGAAACAAGCAGGUUAGCUAACUAGCUCGACAAACAUGGCAGACAAGCCGCCGAAGCCAUCCGACUCCCCGUUUGCUACCAGGAUAGACCCGGCUAAGGAGGAACUGUCCCGGGAGCAGUUGCACUUCAUCAGGCAGGUGGAGCUGGAGCAGUGGAAGAAGAAGACGCAGACGUUGCGCACGCGGAACGUGGUGACCGGGUUCGCCAUUGGGGCGCUAGUGCUGGGCAUCUACGGCUACACGUUCUACUCUGUCUCCCAAGAGCGCAUCAUGGACGAGUUGGACGAGGAGGCCAAGCGUGCCCGGACGCCAAAGACUGGCGCCAACUGAGGUGUCCAAAGUCCAGAUUCUUCAUGGACACCUCAACCAGCUUUUCUUUGCCCAUCUCAGAGAUAGCACAGGACUCCUAUCAUUGGCAGAGACUUUGCUGAAUGUUUUUGCAACCAUUUUGUGCAAGAUUUGAAGUGACCUUCUGUAGCGGACAAUGCACAGCACUUAAAACAACUCAAAAUGGUUGUAAGGAACUGUAUUUAUGUCAAUAAAGUGAUGUACGGCAGAUGUACGGUAAAAACACACUCGGGUAAUUUUUUUUUAAUGAGUAUUUAUUGAGCUGGGAAAUCCACUAGAGUGAACAUCCAAUGAAACGUCAUAGAAAUACAAAAUAAGACCGUAAAGGCACAGGUGGCAGCAGCUGAAUUGCACAGUUUACUGUACAAAUCUUUGAAUAUAUUAUUUGAACCUUUUUUUUUUUUUUUUCAAUAUCCAGUGUGACUAUUUGCUAAGGCACAUUGACAGCUCGGCCAUUCUCCCUUGUUUUAUUGUAUUAAUAAACGGACAAAGUUUGACCGACAAGAAGUGUGUUAAAUGAAAAUGCUAAAGUGCAUGAGGUGCUUGAUUGAUCUAUUCCAAUAAACUAAAAUGUGUAUA
Messenger RNA from Syngnathus acus (greater pipefish), 947 nucleotides. Its product is annotated as cytochrome c oxidase assembly factor 3 homolog, mitochondrial. The transcript has 2 exons. Gene Ontology annotation, cellular component: mitochondrial inner membrane. Gene Ontology annotation, biological process: mitochondrial respiratory chain complex IV assembly. The record is from RefSeq and is a predicted model, not a curated record. The coding region runs from base 57 to 350 and encodes 97 amino acids. NCBI's taxonomy places the organism in Eukaryota, Metazoa, Chordata, Actinopteri, Syngnathiformes, Syngnathidae.